Molecule: messenger RNA, 861 nt
Organism: Sparassis crispa
Lineage: Eukaryota; Fungi; Basidiomycota; Agaricomycetes; Polyporales; Sparassidaceae
Product: Alkaline ceramidase YDC1
Exons: 8
Coding region: 1-861 (286 amino acids)
Biological process (GO): ceramide catabolic process; ceramide biosynthetic process
Cellular component (GO): endoplasmic reticulum membrane
Source: RefSeq, a predicted model, not a curated record
AUGAGCUUCACGAACGCGUCAGGCCUGUUGUCUCCUCAGUUCUGGGGCCCAGUCACCGCAACCCUCGAUUGGUGCGAGGCAAACUACCAAUUUUCCCGCUACGUCGCCGAGGCAGCCAACACCUUCUCAAACAUCUUUACCAUCGCUCUCGCCCUCUACGCUGCCAUACAGGCUCGCACCGAGCAACUGCCCCCCCGCUACCUCGUCGGCUACGCGGGUUUCGCGCUCGUUGGCAUCGGUAGCUUCAUUUUCCAUGCUACCCUUCUCUUUGAGGCCCAGCUCGCCGACGAGCUCCCCAUGGUCUACGUCGCGAGCUACUGCUUUGCCAUCCUCUUCGAUAGCGCCCCCGGCUACAGCCUUCGCAACUUUCGCGCCCUCCGCGUCUACCUCGCCAUGAUCGCCUUCAACGUCGUCUUCACCUGGUCAUACUACCUCUACCGCAACCCGGUCUACCACCAGUUAGUGUUCGCCACGCUCCUGCUCGGCAUCAUCGCCCGCACCGUCGUCCUCCUGCGCAACCCUGACAUCUCCCAGCGCGUGCCCCCACAGGCCAAGUCCACGACCGCCCGCCUCUUCCGGUGGGGCGCCGCCACGUUCGCGCUCGGUUUCUUCGUCUGGAACUUGGAUAAUAUCUUCUGCGACACGGUCACGGGAUGGAAGCAUAGUAUCGGCUGGCCCGUGGCAUUCAUAUUGGAAGGUCAUUCGUGGUGGCAUAUCCUGACGGCCACGGGCACGUACCUGAUGCUGAUUGGAAACACCUACUUUACCCUCUGCAUAAAAGAUGACUACCGCAACUUCGUCAUCAAGCCCGUCCUGGGCAUCCCCAGCAUCCAGCGAGUCGCCAAGAGCAAGGCGCAAUAA